Octopus bimaculoides (California two-spot octopus) is the source of this 3208-nucleotide messenger RNA. RefSeq lists its product as uncharacterized. The record is from RefSeq and is a predicted model, not a curated record. Gene Ontology annotation, cellular component: cytoplasm. Gene Ontology annotation, molecular function: protein binding. NCBI's taxonomy places the organism in Eukaryota, Metazoa, Mollusca, Cephalopoda, Octopoda, Octopodidae.
UCUCUGUACAGCAAGAUAGUGAAUGCUUUACUUAUAACAAACUGUUCAAACAUUUUCGACCAAAAGGCGUCGGUUUCGUUUCAUCUGCAGCAGUUUCUUAAACGAGAACUAAAUGUUAAUAAUUUCCAUCCAAAAUUUGUUAGAGACUCCAUCAAGAUGGCUGAAUAAUUCAAGUAAUUCGUUCGCCUUUCCUAUCAAUCCGUCGAAGUCGUCAGCAAAUUUGACAUUUGCGAUGUGCUCAGCUGGUCUUCAAAAGCAUCGUUCAAAUACCUGAAGGCAAUUAUUAAUGACAAAGGAUCAAGAUCAGAAAUUCUUGCAAGAACCACAUAAACAAUGAAUAAUUGCGGUAGUCAAACUCGAGUUAAUAUAAAGAGAUAGAACCAUCAGCACGAAGAGUAAAAUCAGACUCCUACGUGCUUUAGUAACGACAUUCAUCUUUAUGUACGCGAGACAUGGAAUCUCAUAAUCUCAUUGCGGAAAUAUAGGAAAAGAUACGGUCAUUGAAAAUGAGAUGUCAUCACAUCUUAGGCAGGUCCACGUGGCCAUCCAGCGACACAUCGCUCUAACUCCCGUGAACAAAUUUGAUAUAAAAGUAUGGCUAAGAAAACCCUGUGGCCUAACAAAGAUUUUUCUUCAAGUAAGCGUGGAGGAGCAAAAGAGAUGACAGCUAUCGGAAAAGAUGGACGUGCAAUGUCAAGGAAUAGAAAGGCGAAUCAUUUGCGGAGGCUAGUAUUCUUUUGUGAAAGAUGAAGAAACUAGGAAACAGUAUGUUUCAGCGGCAGCUCGACGAUUUCAUGGAAGUUCAGAGAAAAGUCAAAUAGAACCAUACCAAGCUAAAUGGUAAUGAGAUUGAGACGACAAAAUUAUCAGAAAUACAAAGUUUUACAGAUGCGUGGGAGAUUCUAAAUUACAAAGGAAGAGGGUAAAAGAUCGUUGGGUGUUGAAACGUUUUUAUAUACCACUCUUUUGGUGCGGAAAAAAUAAAAUAAAAAGUAAAACAAAAACAAAAUAAAAAACUGAUUAUAAGAGACACAAUUUCAUUGAAUCUUCAAUAGGCUGUGUAAAAAAAAAUAAAAUAAAGAUACGCAUGCACAGACACACACACACAUUUACAAACUACAUACACGCUGGAGGGGGAUUGAAGGGAAGAUGUUGCUAUGGUGAUUGUAAUACAUGCUGCCAUCGCUAUUUGGACAAAGAUUGAUAACGACAAGAAUAACUGCAACAGUAUAAUCUUCAACGCCAUCGUGAACGUCAUCAAUAACAAUAAUAACAGUGCUUGUCAGCCCUUACAAAGCUUUUAGACAUGGGUAAGAUACUUCUACGCCGGCCACGUCUCUCAACUCGGACACCUUUAAUAGUUUUUAUGAAGAAACAAGCUGUAGAAACCAAUGAGAAAGAAUUGUCCAUCUCUGGUGGGAAAAGCAGCAAACAGCAUAACUUCUACAGUUCUGAAAGUGAAGCCGAUGAUAAAAAGCAAAGCCAACAUUCAACCAAAUCUACGUUCCAGUCUUCUGAUAGCAGUUCUGGUGAUAAAACGCAAAGCCCACCGUUGAACAAAUCUCUUUCCCAUCCUUCAGAUAGUGAUUGGGAUGAUAAAAUACAAAACCAUCUAGUACGCAGACUGCACCCAUCACUUGCUUCUGGCAGCGAAACUGGUGAUGAUGUCCAAUACCAACAAGUAGCCAUAAAAGAAGCCAAAUUAGUGCUAAAUGAGUUUGUUGGCAACAACAAGAAAGAACUGAGAGAAUACUCCAGUAGUGAAGCUAGCAAUUCUAGACAGCUUCCUACUCCAUGUUCUCGUAGAUUAACAUCAAAGAAAUCUACACUAGCAAAAUUACAUGAAGAAGAAAGUGAAAUAUUUGAAGCUGUUGCUCCUGGUGUGAACGCACUUAUUUUACAAACAUCAAAAAUGUCACAUGUACCAGUUGAAAAAGCGCAGUCUAUUGUCUAUUCUAGAAAAACUUAUACAGAAAUUACCCAGCUCCUAGCUGAGAAAUUCAUGACCAAUUCUUUAUAUCGGGAUAAACUUAAAACUAUUCGAAUCCCAACUGAAGAUCUUGGUGAAUAUCGCAGACGUGUACCACAGAGACAGCUGAUUAUUGAAGUAGCGGCAAUUCUUAAAGAGCACAUUAAAGAAACUAUGAAUAUAAAUGUUCAGACUGUUAUUCAAUCGGUGCCUAAAUACCAGUUUAGUUCAAAGGGCAAACCAUCAACUGAAAUUGUCCUUUAUCGUCAGGCUGAAAAUGAAGCAAAGAAAUGUGAAAAAUCUUCUACUGAUGGUUAUAUUUCAGCAGGUGAAGUAAAAUACUUUCAAGGAUCAGUUCGGACUCCCACACCAUUUACUGGGCCUUAUGAAAAUCUGGUGUUUCCAGAAGAUCUGUCUCUGUUAGACUGCAUGCUGUGUGGAGGGAAAUUCCUCAAUCUAAAGGCCCAUUUCAUAUGCACACUUUCCAACAUUAAUUAUCUGAGAGACACCUUAACCAGUAUCAACCUUUCUUUCAAUCAUUUCACAACAUUACCUGAUACCUUACUGGAAAUGAGGAAUUUGGAGAUUUUGAAACUUCGUGAUAAUCCACUCUGUAACAUUCCUCCUGGCAUCAAGAAAUUGAGGGGACACCUGCAUACACUUAUCUUAUCAUUUUGUCUCCUUUCAGAGCUUCCAUCAGAGUUUUCACUGCUGACUGAAUUAAAACACCUGGAUUUAUCAUAUAAUUUAUUUUCAAGCUUGCCAGAUGAAUUUUCAAAUCUCAGGUCUCUUGAAGAGUUAAGCGUAGAAGGUAACAAGCUUUCCAUGUUGCCCUCCGGACUGUUGCAACUGGAUCUGCAAUCUUUCAAUGCAUCCAAUAAUUUUUUGCAUCCAAUUUUCUGGCCGGAGACAAUUAAAGCAUUCAAAGAAGACUUUAAGAAAUCUCAUAAAGAUACUAGUUAUCUUCUACCAAAACCUGAUAAUGAGGAAAUAGUAUUUCCAUGUUAUGGCAUUGAUGAUUAUGAAACAUGGGGAGAGCUUUUAGCUACCUGCGAUUACUGCGAUAAACGGUUCGUGCACAAGGAUGGUCUCCCUGCCAUCAGAAUAUGCAAAAGGGUGUUCGGAAUUCAGACUGUUCUGGUGUUGUUUAUCACGUGUUCAGAGAGAUGCAGAAGGGACAUUUAAAGACAAAUUGACGAACGAUUGUGCAAGCUUCCAAUAAAUUCUUUGGCCAAUGUA